AUGCCUACACUAGUCAGUGCUCAUGAAAAAUUUGAAGAGAAAAGAUCAAGUACUGCUUCAGCUAUGAAUGCCCUGGCUCAUUCCAAGAAUAUGGAGAUAUGGUUAUUCUUAAAAAACAAACCAGAUCGUGACGAUGAAGAUGAUGAAGCUUAUAAUAUGUUGAGGAAGAACCUGUUUGGAACUUGGUGGUGGCCGACCGAUCUCAUCCUCCUCUCCUUUUUUUCUUCUUUGUUUCGGUUCCAAAACAAAAAACCUCCCCCCUUCAACUUCGGUUUUGAGCUCUCCUUCCCCAAGAACUCUCCCUCAUCAAGAGUUCUAAAGCUUUUAAACCCAUCCUCUUCAAGGCCUUCAACCCUUUCUUCUUCAAAGCCUUCUUCCUCUCCAAGGUUUUCAAGCAAGGCAAGGAGGAUUUUGAUCUUCAUUGACAGCAAAGUUUCCUCUUCAAAGAUUCUUCAAGCUUUGGUUAGCUAUGGCGAUGAGGAAGUCACGUACCGCGAGGGGUCGUUCUGUUACCUAGUCACCCGAGCCCGAACCUUUCAGUUGCACUGGUUAGCUAUGGCGACAAGGAAGUCACGUACCGUGAGGGGUCGUUCUGCUACCCAGUCACCCGAGCCCGAACCUUUCAGUUGCACUGGUAUAAUGUUAUCAUUUCUCUUAUUUACGACUUUAACAUUAACAUUGCAUCUUGCAUCCCCGCUUUGUUCUCCUUGGUGAGGCUAUUGGGAAGAGCCGUCAUCCUCCUUCGUGGGCGUGGCCGCUUCAUAUCUGUGUUUCGCUUGAUCAAAACACACUUAAAAUUAAUUUAGGGCGAUUUCACCGGUAUAGAGCCGUCAUUCUCCUUCGUGGGCGUGGCCGCCUCAUAUCCGUGUUUCGCUUGAUCAAAACACACUUAAAAUUAAUUUGCGGUGAUUUUACCGGUAUAGAGCCGUCAUUCUCCUUCGUGGGCGUGGCCGCUUCAUAUCCGUGUUUCGCUUGAUCAAAACACACUUAAAAUUAAUUUAGGGUGAUUUUACCGGUAUAGAGCCGUCAUUCUCCUUCGUGGGCGUGGCCGCUUCAUAUCUGUGUUUCGCCUUAUCAAAACACACUUAAAAUUAAUUUAGGGCGACUUCACCGGUAUAGAGCCGUCAUUCUCCUUCGUGGGCGUGGCCGCUUCAUAUCUGUGUUUCGCUUGGUCAAAGCAUGCUUAAAUUACCAAGCACUUUUUCUUCUUCUUUUUUUUUUUGGAAACCCACAUGGAUGUAUUAUGCCUUCGGGCACCGUUUGGAAACCCACAUGGAUAUAUUCAAGAAUUUUUCGAUGCCUUCGGGCACCGUUUGGGUUGUUCUUGACGUCGGUUUGGACUUUGGCCUCUAGACUCGGCGUGAUCUUGGUGGCUUCUUUAUCACUUCUUCUUGUUCCAACUUCUGCGCUUCUUGCAUCAAAGUUCGCGCAUGCGCGAGUAACGCGCGGCGUUUCUGGAUCCUUUCUUUAAGAGUUGAGCGCGUCCUUUUGACGUGGAUUCAUUCAUUCGUGGUUGAGUUGGAGGAGUUAGCCACACGUUGUUGCGACGUUUGGCGCCUCCUGAACUUCAGAUCCGCUUCAUAGCGAAUUCCAUCAAUCAGUUCUAAGGCCUUGGCCAUUUGGCGCGCAAGGCGUUGUCGCCGUCUCUGUCGUG
Messenger RNA from Asparagus officinalis (garden asparagus), 1654 nucleotides. RefSeq lists its product as uncharacterized. Lineage: Eukaryota; Viridiplantae; Streptophyta; Magnoliopsida; Asparagales; Asparagaceae. The record is from RefSeq and is a predicted model, not a curated record. The coding region runs from base 1 to 714 and encodes 237 amino acids. The transcript has 4 exons.